Molecule: messenger RNA, 862 nt
Organism: Lingula anatina
Lineage: Eukaryota; Metazoa; Brachiopoda; Lingulata; Lingulida; Lingulidae
Product: sarcoplasmic calcium-binding protein-like
Source: RefSeq, a predicted model, not a curated record
AUAGAGCUAUGUGUACAUAGCAAGCGAUCAUAGCGUCUGUAGCACGUGUUUGCAAAGGUCCAUCAAUUCCCACCGGAAGUGAAGCGAGAUGUUGUCUUUGUGCGUGGUUUACAUGGUAGUAAUCUCUGCUGGCGCCGUCCAGUCCUUUACCUUCAGCGCAGGCAAAGGAGAUGGCAGUCAACACAGUGACUAUCCUGUCAAUGAGACUAAUAUCGACAACUUGCCUAAAUUUUGGACCCGCAAGAUGCGCUCCUUUUUCAACUUACUAGAUGACGACCUGGACGGCGUGCUAACGCAACAUGAAUUUCUGGAUACAAUUCCCAACAGAAUGGAUCAAUACUUUAGUAGAAACGAAGCGUCCGUUUUUAAAGCCAUAUGGCAUUCAACUUGGGACUUUUUUUUCGUCACCCGAGAAAAGAAUGACAAUCUUACUGUGGAGGAUGUGAUAAAAAUGCAGUCCAGAUACCUCACUGUGCCUCACUUUCCAGAACACGGUGAGGCCUGGUUUCAAGAAGUGUUUAAACUGGUCCUCUCUCACGGCAACCAACUGAUUGACUUGUCAGACUACACUGCUUUUCUGCAAAGCUUCGGCGUGGACCCAGAGACGGCUCCAAAAUCCUUCAACAUCUUUGACAUCGAUGACGAUGGCUACUUGGAUGAGAAGGAAUACGUAAAAAACGGUUUGGGUUAUUUUGCAGAUGCAAAGCAGUCCUCAGGGAGGUACCUUUGGGGAUCCUUUCCGCCAAAGAAGGUUGCAUAACUCGUGUCAUAUCUUUAAGUAAUCGUGGCAGUUUUGGAAUGAGAAGUGAUUUUUGUGAUGGCUUUUAGAGGGAUAAGGAUACCUGAACAUUAACAUUUUAUU